Messenger RNA from Macrosteles quadrilineatus (aster leafhopper), 2343 nucleotides. RefSeq lists its product as uncharacterized. The transcript is spliced from 15 exons. NCBI's taxonomy places the organism in Eukaryota, Metazoa, Arthropoda, Insecta, Hemiptera, Cicadellidae. Bases 1 to 2343 code for a protein of 780 amino acids. The record is from RefSeq and is a predicted model, not a curated record.
AUGUCGGCGUCUUUCUACACGUUGGCGAGUGGACAAGCUCUGUGUGAACAAAUACAAGCGCACUCGCCAACUCGCCGGCUUCUUACACUCUUGCGACUCCCUCCCCUCCCACCCGUGCAAUUAGAUGAUGGGUUCACUGAAAUGGCUUUGACUCCAGCAGCUGAUGAACCCUCUUUAGAACAAUUAAAAGAAAUCAGCGGAGGACUUUUUGAUGACUAUGUUCCUCGAGUAUCAGUUGAAGAGGUAGUUAAGAUGGCCGUGGAUUUUGAAAAUCCACCAGUCGAGCCCGUUUAUCCUCAAUCAUUUUUAUCGAUGGCUAAUCUCAGCGACGAUGAAGAGACAUUUGACCAUCAGAAGGAAAGACCGUUUCUCAGGAUCAUCGAGCAACCAGCUGAACAACCGUUCCCCGAUCCAGUUGAAGUUGAACGAGUCAUUGCUCAAAUUAACACGGAAGAUCCCUCAGCACAAAAGCAUCGCCAUAUGAAAGACAAGACAAAGCCUAGCUGCGACAACCAAGGACGGCUCUUUUGGGGAGAUGAGAUUGCCGCUAGUUCCUCACCCAUCCCAACUUCUUCUAAGGGAAAAGAGCCGCAAAAAAAACUGACAACCCUGGUAUCCAUUUCACCAAUCUGUCCUGUGGACCGGGUGAGAAAAACGAAGGUGGAUACAUCAUCUCAAACAGAACGUGAGGAGCCCCAACCGAAUGAAAUAGCUUCAGGAGCUGCAGAUCAAGCGAGUGCUGAGCCUGCAAUUGUCCGGCCAGCUAAUGUACCCUUUCAAGUGUAUGUGGAGGAAGAGGAAGAUUUACCACCCGCACGUCCUAACAGGCAGUCUUACCACCCUGGGUUAGAAAUCUUACUAGGAACCCCAGAUCCUGACCAUCCAUCGGUGAGGGUCCCGCAGCGCAACCCCCUCGCGGACAUAGUAGACGAGCCUGUCCGCCGUCGGAGAAGACAAGCAAAUCAAGAAUCUAUGUUUAUUUCGACCUUGACCAGGCGCACCUAUGGGAGUCUUCGUCACACCUAUGAAUCGUUCAGGGGAAACUUUGACAGCGGAUCCAAGCUUAAAAAUGAGGUUGCUGGCUAUAUCAUCAGACAAGAGUUUUUAUCUGAUGAAGAUGAAGAAGAUCAAGGGUGGAGAUAUCAACAUGUAUUGGAGCCCCCUCGCUCAGGCUGGCCGUUGGCAGAAGAUGAUAUCCUCGACAAUGAUUGGCUACGCUUCAGCUGGCGAGAUCAUUUUCAGUGGCGUCAGUUCACUGACGAACAACACGAAAUUAGACCGGACCCAGUUCUUCCUGAGAAUUUCCGCUAUGACAGAGCACCUCUUGUGAGUGAUAUGGUAAGAAUGACUUACCCGAAUUGGGACGAUGCACACUAUAAUAUACAAGAUCUGCUGGCCCCCAUACCACCUCCUGAGGAGGUAUAUCAGCAAGAUCAAGCUGGUGCAGUUGGCCAAUCCACCUCGCGCGAACCGACUCCGGCCAGAGUUACAGGCGAAUUCCAAACACCUUCUCUUCGUAUAGCUCACAGCCAUAGCAGUAAGGACACUCUUAAAUCAUUUGGUUCAUCCAUCCUCGCACCACCAUCAUCUGUGUCCAGUGGAACCGAAAUUGUCAAAAGCAUCGGUUCAUCGGGACUUGGUCUUGCGCCGGUCGAAGAGGAGCAGGAGGUUACAGCAGGACCAUCAGGUGAAGGAGCACAACCUGCCUUACCAUCAGGGUCCGCACCCGAUGUGUGGUGGUUAAAUCCAGCUACAGAGCAACCUGCACAAGAUCCCCACGAACCAGCAACAGAGCAACCUGCACAAGAAACAGUGCAACCCGCACAAGGUCCACCUGGUGACCACCAAGUACAAGUCCAACCCGAACCUCCUCUACCUGAAGCAGGAAGAGCAGAAGACUUUGUCUUCGCAGUACCUGAAGUACCACGAAGAUCUACAAGAGCGAGAGACCCUGUCAACUAUCGGGAGCCUGUUGAGGAUCGACCCAGGAGGAAGAGACGACGAAGGAAGAGGAACCCCAAUGCUAAUCAGGGUGAUGCCGCUCAAGUGCCGCAAGAGGUUCCACAAGUACAAGAACCUCCCCAGUAUGACCAACCGGCUGAUUUGCCUCCUGCAGAUUUUCCCGCUCCCCAGGCAGAUGUUCCCGCUCCUGAGGCAGAUGUUCCCGCUCCCGAGACAGAUGUUCCCGCUCCCCAGGCAGAUGUUCCCGCUCCCGAGACAGAUGUUCCCGCUCCCGAGACAGAUGUUCCCGCUCCCGAGACAGAUGUUCCCGCUCCCGAGGCUGAUGUUCCCCCUUUCCUGUUAGAUGUUCCCGCUGCUGUAGAUGAGAGGUACAUUGUCUAG